Populus euphratica (Euphrates poplar) is the source of this 1614-nucleotide messenger RNA. It is a transcript of the gene ARP2, whose product is annotated as actin related protein 2. The transcript is spliced from 15 exons. NCBI's taxonomy places the organism in Eukaryota, Viridiplantae, Streptophyta, Magnoliopsida, Malpighiales, Salicaceae. The coding region runs from base 90 to 1259 and encodes 389 amino acids. The record is from RefSeq and is a predicted model, not a curated record.
GAAGUCAUCCCAACAACGUUCCUCAGCUGACCGCACUUUCUAUUAUUUCCGAAGUUUGAAGAACAUCAUCAUCGCAGAGCUGCCUCUUCAUGGACAGUAGAAACGUCGUCGUUUGCGAUAAUGGCACAGGGUAUGUAAAGUGUGGAUUUGCUGGAGAGAAUUUCCCGACGUCUGUAUUCCCGUGUGUGGUUGGAAGGCCGAUGCUACGCUACGAGGAAUCACUAAUGGAACAUCAAUUGAAGGAUAUCGUUGUUGGAGAGGCUUGUGCUGGCUUGAGGCAUCAGUUAGAUAUAUCUUAUCCUGUUAACAAUGGAAUCGUUCAGAACUGGGAUGAUAUGGGUCAUGUGUGGGAUCAUGCUUUUUAUAAUCAACUUAAAAUAGAUCCAAAGGAAUGUAAGAUUUUACUCACAGACCCACCUCUUAAUCCCUCAAAAAAUCGUGAAAAAAUGGUCGAGACAAUGUUUGAGAAAUACAAUUUUGCUGGUGUCUUCAUUCAAAUCCAAGCUGUUUUAACAUUGUAUGCCCAAGGUUUACUGACUGGAUUAGUUAUUGAUUCUGGUGAUGGGGUUACACAUGUGGUUCCUGUUGUUGACGGCUAUUCAUUCCCUCAUCUAACUAAGCGAAUGAACGUAGCUGGUCGACACAUUACAUCCUAUCUUGUUGAUUUACUUUCACGUAGAGGGUAUGCAAUGAAUAGGACUGCUGAUUUUGAGACUGUCAGGGAGAUCAAAGAAAAACUCUGCUAUAUUAGUUAUGACUACAAGAGGGAGUAUCAAUUGGGACUUGAGACCACCAUACUGGUUAAAAACUAUACACUGCCAGAUGGAAGGAUCAUUAAAGUAGGCACUGAAAGGUUCCAGGCCCCUGAGGCUCUUUUUACACCGGAACUCAUAGAUGUUGAAGGUGAUGGGAUGGCUGACAUGGUUUUUCGCUGCAUUCAAGAAAUGGAUAUCGACAACCGUAUGAUGCUCUACCAGCAUAUAGUCUUAAGUGGAGGGAGCACCAUGUAUCCUGGAUUACCUAGCCGGCUGGAGAAAGAAAUACUGGAUCGCUAUCUAGAUGCAGUUCUCAAGGGAAACAAGGACGGGUUAAAGAAACUUCGAUUGAGGAUUGAAGAUCCACCACGAAGAAAGCAUAUGGUCUACCUUGGUGGUGCAGUUCUUGCAGGAAUUAUGAAGGAUGCACCUGAGUUCUGGAUUAGCAAAGAUGAUUAUCUAGAAGAAGGGAUGGCUUGUUUGAGUAAGUGUGGUCAGGCAUAAAGUAUAUAUACACCGGGCUACGUAUAAAGCUAGCCAAUAUAUCACGGUUACUUCUCCGACUGCCUUCUGUAUCCCUGGGGUUUUGCUGUAGUCCAUGAAGCAGUUCAACCUUGCAGUUACCUAUGUGAGCUACAGCUUUGAAGUAUUGUAUACUUCCAGAAAAAAAUAAAAAAUUAAAGAACUGAAAUUGCUUUGUAUUUUCUUGAAAAUCUUGUUAUGUUUCUUUUAAGGUGUGUUGCUCGAGGCUGAUUGCAUUCACGGAUGCUAGUGAUUGGUCUGUACUUUUGUGUGAUAGAAUAUAAAUACGAUGUCUUGAAAGAAAUGCACAUUGUUCUGCAGCCUUUUGUUUUUUUCA